Messenger RNA from Zeugodacus cucurbitae (melon fly), 1605 nucleotides. RefSeq lists its product as uncharacterized. The transcript has 2 exons. NCBI's taxonomy places the organism in Eukaryota, Metazoa, Arthropoda, Insecta, Diptera, Tephritidae. Gene Ontology annotation, biological process: nucleosome assembly. The coding region runs from base 356 to 1510 and encodes 384 amino acids. The record is from RefSeq and is a predicted model, not a curated record. Gene Ontology annotation, cellular component: nucleosome. Gene Ontology annotation, molecular function: DNA binding.
AGGAAUAUUACAUUAAUAAGUACAAUGUAAAUUAAAAUCAUUAACUGUAUCUUUACUAAUAGCUCUGGUCUGAGAAGAUCUGAAUAGAAAAGAGGAGCUGUCCUGAAAGUAAAAACCCAUUUUGCCAAUGAAGAACUUAAUUUCUCACUUAAGUCAACUUGAGUUGCUCCUCUAUACGAUCACAUACAUAGAUGUUGCAUCUAGUAGAUUUGCCCGAAAUAUUAAAAACAAAUAGAUGUAGAAUGUAGAAAACAUUUGCUUUGAAAAUGUAAAUAAAUGGAAAUAAAUAAAUUUUUGUGAAAUUCAUAAAUUAAAGUUGACAAACAAAAAAAUUGAAAAAGAUUAAGGAAGGAAAAUGAAAAAGAUUAAUAAAAAUAAACACAAUCCCAGAGAAAUGCUCAAGAGCGAUCUGGAGUAUUUGAAACGGCGGCCCUCUAAAAGAUCCGCGCACGAAUGUGUUCAAGACAAUAGUUCGGACAUAACGUCUUGGAGUUCAAAUGCCUGCUUGCAAUAUCGGAAGUUCAGUGCGGAGGCCUUGGUGCUGCGAGCACUGAAAGGUCUCUGUGAGCGCAACGGCUCAUCGGUGGUCGCGAUCAAGAAAUUCAUAAUUAACCACUAUCCAUAUGUGGAUGGAAAGUUUACACUGUCCGUCAUCAGAAGGGUCAUUAAGAAAACUUUGGCUAAAGGGAAAAUAGUGCAGUCUCAGGGGAAGAACAUGGACGGACUGUUCAAAAUAUCGGCUGGAGAAAUACGUGCGGAGCAGCAACAGCAGCAGUUUAAGCACCUUAAGGAAUGUAUCAAAUUAAGAGAGCAACAAAAACAAGAAUUGCAAAGGAAAAUGAUGAAAUGUAGGGCAAGGGAUAAGCAGAAACACAGGACCUUGGAAGACAAUGAAGCUGCUCAGCGGAAACGACUAAAGGAAACUGCGAAUGCCGCCAAAGCAGCUAAAGCUAGAUUGACUGCAGAGGCCGCCAGGGAAAUGCUGACCUACGCACAACAACAGCAACCGGCAGUUUUCACGUCUGCAUUGCGGCUUGGUGCUGGCACUUCGAGAGAAAUAACACAAAUGCCUCAGAUUAUUGAUUACGCGGACGCAGCCUUGGAAACGGCGAAAGUAAUCAGUUCAGAACAGUUAAAACAUGCUAUCAUUAAAGCAACUGAAUAUGUGCCGCAUAUAAUAGGUCUCGAUAAUCACAGUUUGAGACGUAACUCAUCCAUUAGACAAAUGCCUAUAAAGUAUGAGAGAACCUUGAGAAGCACGACCUUGACUCCUGCCUGCACUACAUCGAAAAUGACGCCAAUGUCUGAAUACCCUAAGCUGACGGAUUUUCUUAGAGACAAGAAGCAGGUUCCAGGAGCAGAUGUAAACUCUCGAUCCGCAUGUGCCGAACCUGUGGUUGUAGGGAAAGCCCGUGUUGGUGGCGGAAAGAAUGCGCGGAAAGUUACGAAACGUCUCAAGGGAAGCACAAAAGCCAUUACAGCCCCUAAAUGUAAUAGACUUCCCAGAUAAGAAUUGUCUUCAUAUUUUCAUUCUAAUGCUAAAUUUUGUGAGUGUAUUAAAAUUCGUAAUUGUUCGUAAAGUAAAAUAUUCGUUGCUGCUCGUAA